GUAAACCAUGAGCAGGUUACAGAGCUGAGUGAUGGUUUGUUCAUUGGGUGCUCCAUGAACCACACCGUAGCCGAUGGCAGCUCCUUCUGGAGCUUCUUCAACUCGUGGGCAGAGAUAUCGAGGGGGGAUGGAAGUUCUUUAAAGAUCUCCCAGCAACCAGUAUUAGAGCCCUGGUUUCUUAAGGAUCGCCGCAUAGCCAUGAAUCUUUCAGAGGAUACCCUAGAAAGAUACUCCCCACCUCCCCUAACUGAGAGAUUUUUCCAUUUUAGCGCCCAAUCAAUAGCAUUGCUCAAGCACAAGGCUAACAUGCACAUAGAUGAGGAUGGAUCCGGCAAGAUCUCUUCAUUGCAGUCUCUAACAGCACUCAUGUGGCGAGCUGUGACACGGGCUCGUGGUUUCCCUCCAACCCAGACCACCAAAUGUGGGAUGGCCGCAGGGAACCGAUCAAGGUUGUCACCACCUCUAUCACCUGACUACUUCGGCAACUGCAUCCAGGCUAUUGCUGUGAGUACAACCGUAGGGGAGCUGCUCAGCCAGGAGCUUGGCUGGGCAGCAUCAAUGCUGCGGCAGGCUACACUGGGCCAUACAGAUGUGAGCGUGCGAGCCCAUCUCGAGGUUUGGAUGAAAGCACCCCGGCCAUAUCACCUUAGCAAUUUUGACCCUUUUAGUAUUGUGGUUGGGAGUUCACCCAGAUUCCCCAUGUAUCAGAAUGAUUUUGGAUGGGGGAUUCCCCUCGCGGUACGCAGCGGUAAUGCGAACAAGUUUGAUGGCAAAAUCUCUGCUUACCAAGGGAGGGAAGGAGAAGGAAGCAUGGACAUGGAAGUGUGUCUUGCCCCACAGGUCAUGACUGCCCUUGAAUCAGACCAAGAGUUUCUUGCAGCAGUUACAUAUCUGUAAAUGGUUGGAAACAAUGAAUCAAAACUAAGCGAGUC
Amborella trichopoda is the source of this 932-nucleotide messenger RNA. NCBI's taxonomy places the organism in Eukaryota, Viridiplantae, Streptophyta, Magnoliopsida, Amborellales, Amborellaceae. The record is from RefSeq and is a predicted model, not a curated record.